Messenger RNA from Aspergillus homomorphus CBS 101889, 777 nucleotides. RefSeq lists its product as uncharacterized. The transcript is spliced from 3 exons. The coding region runs from base 1 to 777 and encodes 258 amino acids. The record is from RefSeq and is a predicted model, not a curated record. NCBI's taxonomy places the organism in Eukaryota, Fungi, Ascomycota, Eurotiomycetes, Eurotiales, Aspergillaceae. Gene Ontology annotation, molecular function: N-acetyltransferase activity. Gene Ontology annotation, biological process: protein acetylation.
AUGUUGCUCAACGAAAAGACCGCCGUUUCUACCUCCAAGGUGCUACUUGUACCAUAUUCUAAAUGGCACGUUCCAAGAUAUCAUGAGUGGAUGAAAGAUGAGGAAAUUCAAGAAGCCACAGCUUCCGAGCCCCUCUCCCUAGAAGAGGAAUACGCCAUGCAACAAAGCUGGCGCCAAGACCCCGACAAACUGACUUUCAUUGUCUGCCAACCUACGACUACACCACCACCAUCAAACUCGGAGUCCAACGAUGCCAGCGCGUCCGCAUCACCACUCGACGAGACCGCCGACGACCCCAGCCGCAUGGUCGGGGACAUCAACCUGUUCCUCCGAGUCGACGACGGCGAAGACGGCGAGUCGGAUCCCCAACUCAUCGGGGAGAUCGAGCUCAUGAUUGCCGAGAAGCGCAACCAACGGCAAGGCUACGGCAAGGCCGCGCUCCACACGUUCCUGCGGUACAUCGUGGACCACGAGACUCAGAUCCUGGAUGAGUUUGUGGCCGGCGAUGCCGCCGCUUUGCAGGCGAUGACCGGCUGCCAGCAACAACGACCCUGGCGGUUUGCGUGCCUGAGCGUGAAGAUCGGACAGGCCAAUGAGCGAAGUCUUGCGCUGUUUGAGGGGGCGCGCUUUGAGAAGGUCUCGGCUGAGCCGAAUUAUUUCGGUGAGUUUGAGUUGCGGCGAUUACGAGGGAGUUUGGAGCGUUCGGUGGUUGAUGAGGGUUUGGAUGCGACGGGGGUGGAGGGGUAUCUUGAGUUGGAGUAUACGCGUGUUCAGUGA